Molecule: messenger RNA, 2056 nt
Organism: Arabidopsis thaliana (thale cress)
Lineage: Eukaryota; Viridiplantae; Streptophyta; Magnoliopsida; Brassicales; Brassicaceae
Product: Eukaryotic aspartyl protease family protein
Exons: 1
Coding region: 251-1702 (483 amino acids)
Biological process (GO): proteolysis
Molecular function (GO): aspartic-type endopeptidase activity
Source: RefSeq, marked reviewed
UAUUCCAAGCUACAAAAUUAGAACUCCAUUACUUCGUCAGUAGGAAAUGGGGAAUAAAGUCAAUAAUUUGGUAAUGAUAAAGAAAAAGAAAGAAAAAACAAAGUCGUUAUUACAUAAUUAAAGUAAACUAUGUGCUUUCACACACGAGCUUCAUUUUGCCUUUGUAUACUUUUGAGUAGAUAGAUAGACAGACUAUAGUCUAUAUAAGAUCCAUGUGACAAUAGUUAAAAUCCUCAUAUUUUCAUUUCCAAUGGAGCGCAAAGUCUUGAAUACCCUCGCCUUCUCCGUCUUUGCCGUUCUCUUCUUCACCUCCUCUGCUUCUUCCCAAUACCAAACUCUUGUCGUCAACACUCUUCCUUCUUCCGCAACACUCUCAUGGCCCGAGUCCGAAUCUUUAACUGAUGAAUCUUUAUCCGAGUCCACAACUUCACUCUCUGUCCAUUUAUCACACGUGGAUGCUCUGUCUUCCUUCUCCGACGCAUCUCCGGCGGACCUCUUCAACCUCCGUCUCCAACGAGACUCUCUCCGCGUCAAAUCUAUUACCAGCCUCGCCGCCGUAUCAACCGGACGAAAUGCUACGAAAAGAACUCCACGUACCGCCGGUGGAUUUAGCGGCGCAGUUAUCUCUGGCCUCUCACAAGGAAGCGGAGAGUAUUUUAUGAGGUUAGGUGUUGGAACUCCGGCGACUAACGUUUACAUGGUGCUCGACACAGGAAGCGACGUCGUUUGGCUCCAAUGCUCUCCUUGCAAAGCCUGUUACAACCAGACCGACGCCAUUUUUGACCCGAAGAAAUCCAAAACUUUCGCCACCGUACCAUGUGGAUCUCGCCUUUGCCGGAGACUAGACGACUCGUCGGAAUGUGUCACUCGUCGAAGCAAGACUUGUCUCUACCAAGUAUCGUACGGUGACGGAUCAUUCACCGAAGGAGAUUUCUCAACUGAAACGCUGACGUUUCAUGGAGCGCGUGUUGAUCACGUGCCGUUAGGAUGCGGUCACGAUAACGAAGGCUUGUUCGUUGGUGCGGCUGGGCUUUUGGGCUUGGGCCGUGGUGGGUUAUCUUUCCCGUCGCAGACGAAAAACCGUUAUAACGGAAAAUUCUCUUACUGUUUGGUUGACCGGACGAGUUCCGGUUCUUCUUCUAAACCACCGUCAACAAUCGUGUUUGGAAACGCCGCCGUUCCGAAAACCUCUGUUUUCACGCCGUUACUAACGAACCCGAAACUCGACACGUUUUAUUACUUGCAGCUUCUUGGAAUCAGCGUUGGUGGUUCGCGCGUUCCCGGCGUUUCGGAGUCGCAGUUCAAGCUUGACGCCACCGGAAACGGCGGUGUCAUUAUAGAUUCCGGUACUUCGGUUACUCGGCUGACGCAACCUGCUUACGUAGCGCUUAGAGACGCUUUUAGACUUGGUGCUACGAAGCUGAAACGUGCUCCAUCGUAUUCUUUGUUCGACACGUGUUUUGAUCUCUCGGGAAUGACGACUGUGAAGGUUCCGACGGUUGUGUUUCAUUUCGGAGGCGGAGAGGUUUCGCUUCCGGCGAGUAAUUAUCUGAUCCCGGUUAACACUGAAGGACGGUUCUGUUUUGCGUUUGCCGGAACUAUGGGGAGUUUGUCAAUCAUUGGAAACAUACAGCAACAAGGUUUCCGGGUCGCUUAUGACUUGGUCGGGUCACGGGUCGGGUUUUUGUCUCGCGCGUGUUAGAUUUUGAGCUUGAGUUGACUGAUUUAUUCCCAAAGACUUUUUGGGAGAAAAUUGACAAAGCAAAUUAUCAAACAUUGUUAUCAUCAUCGACUAUCAUACUACUCAUUAGUCAUCAUUCAUGAAGAUCCCUAGAUUAAAUAUUGUACUAGUACUUCUGUACUGUCAAAAGUCAAAGAGAAGUGAAUCUUAAAGGUGCUUUUGUCCUUUGAAAUUUCUUAAACCAAAAUGAAAUUAUUGGUAAUUCACUAGCUUAAGUGCUCGUUUUAAAGUGAAAUUCAAUGUAUCUUCUCAUCUUGCUUUGGAUUAGUAGCGAUUAUUUUUUUCCUUCUUUUCAUAACUCAUCCUACUAUUGUG